This is a messenger RNA of Malus domestica (apple), 1427 nucleotides long. RefSeq names its product GEM-like protein 5. The record is from RefSeq and is a predicted model, not a curated record. Lineage: Eukaryota; Viridiplantae; Streptophyta; Magnoliopsida; Rosales; Rosaceae.
CAAUCAAAAGCACUGCAAUUUUCUGCAAACCAAAUCGAUCACAUCCAAAUUCCAAUCCAAGAAACUCUCAGUCUCACACCACAAAAUCAUACAUUUUACAUUUGUUUUGCUAUUUCCUUUCCAUUGCUCCCAGCCAAAAUGAACCACCUCAAUAACGAAGCAUCCCAACCUCCCCUCUACCCCUCCGUUUCUCCUCCCACACACCAAAACACAAACCCUUUUCUCCCAACACCUCCCGCUGAAGACAUCAACCCUUUUCAUCAAACACCUCCGUCAAUGCCGCCAUCCUCUUCCGAAGAAACACCUCCUCACGAUGCAUCCUCACCGCAGAAUGAGAAAACCCAAGAACCAAAACAAGCUACUCAUGAUCAAGAUAUUCCAUCCUCAUCAAGCGGCUCAUCUCCUCCGUCAAUCCCACCAACUCCAAGUGAGGAAGAAAAAUCAGCGCAGUGGGGGACUCACGUCAUGGGGCACCCUGCCGUCCCAACUAGCCAUCCGGACAACAAAAAAGCAGCUCUGUGGGGUGCUGCCGGAACCGAGCAAGCCCAGAAUCCCUACCUCCAGUACAAACCCCUUGACAAGUCCAACAACACCAGUCCAAUGGAAUCCAUGCUCCACGUCUUCAACUCCUGGACCAACAAGGCCGAGUCCAUGGCCAACAACAUCUGGCACAACUUGAAAACGGGGACAUCGGUGUCUGGAGCUGCGUGGGCGAAGAUGAACCUGACUGCGAAAGCAAUAACAGGAGGAGGAUUUGAGGCUCUGUACAAGCAGACAUUUGCGACUUAUCCCAACGAGAAGCUGCAUAAGUCAUUUGCCAGUUAUCUCUCCACAUCCACAGGACCAGUUGCCGGAACUCUUUACCUCUCCAAUUUCCAUACAGCUUUCUGCAGCGACCGCCCUUUGUCCUUCACCGCCCCCUCCGGCCAGGUCACCUGGAGCUACUACAAAAUAAUGGUACCAUUGGGAAAUAUUGCAACUAUCAAUCCAGUGGUGAUGAGGGAAAAUCCAAGGGAAAAGUACAUCCAGAUUGUGACGAUCGACGGCCAUGAUUUCUGGUUCAUGGGUUUUGUUAAUUACGAAAAGGCGUCGAGGCAUUUGACCCAAAGUAUUUCAACCUUUGUGGCAUCUGGAGUUGCCGUCAAACCAGCCGUUGCUGCUGACAAUGACAUUGCAUACCAGAAGCCUGACAAGGCUGACUAUUAGGAGAGUUACUAAUCUUGUUAAUAUUUUAUUGCUUCUCUGCUCUGCUCGUGAAAUUAUAUUGUCUUGCUCUUCUUUUACAAUUUUUAAUUCUCUCACCCGAUCGACCGAGAUUAUUUCGUUCCAUUUCCAAAUUUCUGGCCUGGCCAGUUAUAUAUACUCUUUCACUGAUUGUAAUUUCUUGAUUGUUAUAAUACGAUAAACCUCCGUGCUUGCUAAUCCCA